CACGGACCCGUCAUAGAUUGGCAAAAUGUCAUCGCUUGCGGUUGCGAAGUUGUUCGGUGUCAAGAAUAGGGUCGCUCUGGUCACAGGUGGGACGAGUGGGAUCGGGCUGAUGAUUGCAAAGGGACUCGUCUCUAACGGUGCCAAAGUCUACGUCACCGCCUUACCAGCAGAUGAUAUGGAUGGAGCUCUUGCUGAGCUGAAGGCUCUCGCGACAGAGCAUGGAGGAGAGGCCAUAGGAUUUACGAGCGAUCUCAGCUCCAAAGAAGGAAUCGAAGCAGUGGCGGAAGAAUUGCAGAGGCAUGAGACUCAUUUGGAUAUUCUGUGCUCCAACGCUGGAAUUAGGAGAGAUCCUCCAACCAUGUGCAAUGUUCAAAGUGCAUCCCUGGACGAGUUGCAAGCCUCUAUGUGGUCGUCAGUACACUCGGAUUGGAACGAAACGUUUCAGGUUAAUGUCACAGCACAUUACUUCUUGUCGGUGGCCCUGAUAAAGCUGCUCGCUGCUGCCAGUGACAUGGACAUUGGCAAUGGACGAAAAGGGCGGGACGAGGGCAGGGGGGUCAUGAUCAUCACCAGCAGUUGCGCCAGUAUGCACAAUUGCACCAACAUUGAUUUGACUAGCUACGCGACCAGCAAAGCUGCCAUUGACCAUUUAGUGGCUCUACUUGCAUGUAAAUUUGCAAGAUGGUAUGUUCGAGUCAAUGCAAUCAACCCAGGGUUUGUCCCGAGCAACAUGAAUCCAGUGGGCGACGGCAACAAUCAAUUUGCUGAGCUGUUCAAGGCAAUGCCGGCAGCUCGUAUUGGAAGAAUGGAAGACAUUGCAGGCGCCAUCCUAUACCUGAGUAGCGAGGCGGGAGCUUACGUGGAUGGCCGGUGUCUAUGUGUCGAUGGCGGAAGGACAUUACUUGCCAAUGGGCAAUGAACAGACAUCGCUUGGAAGCAUUAUAAAACGUUCACAACGACACACAUUGUCAGCACCGCCGUGAAGACUACGGCUGUCAAUGGAUUCAAUUGACAUGACAUAUGCCCGAUGACGUUGGCGUUUGGGAGCUCUUGUAACAUAACACACUGUCCAAGACAAUGAUGA
Molecule: messenger RNA, 1084 nt
Organism: Exophiala mesophila
Lineage: Eukaryota; Fungi; Ascomycota; Eurotiomycetes; Chaetothyriales; Herpotrichiellaceae
Exons: 6
Coding region: 26-919 (297 amino acids)
Molecular function (GO): oxidoreductase activity
Source: RefSeq, a predicted model, not a curated record